Molecule: messenger RNA, 2652 nt
Organism: Vanderwaltozyma polyspora DSM 70294
Lineage: Eukaryota; Fungi; Ascomycota; Saccharomycetes; Saccharomycetales; Saccharomycetaceae
Product: M1 family metallopeptidase
Exons: 1
Coding region: 1-2652 (883 amino acids)
Biological process (GO): peptide catabolic process; proteolysis
Cellular component (GO): cytoplasm
Molecular function (GO): peptide binding; metalloaminopeptidase activity; zinc ion binding
Source: RefSeq, a predicted model, not a curated record
AUGUCUAACGAAUUUUUAUUGCCUACAAAUUUCACACCAUCUCAUUAUAAGAUAUGGAUCAAGAAAUUGAAUAUAGAUGAAAAUACCUUUAAUGGUAACGUUUCUAUUUUGUUGAAGACUAAUCAAGCAUCUAAUGUUAUUCAAUUGCAUAUUAGAGAUAUCACUAUUGAAAAUGCUUGGAUUGAAACCAACGAUGGUGAUAAGCAAAGUUGUGUUUCUCAUUCUUAUGAUAAAGUAACUGAAUUUUUAACCUUGGAGUUCCCCAAUGAAAUCACUGCUGAUUGCACUCUAUUCGUCGAUUAUAAUGGUUUGUUGCAAUCUAAUAUGUCAGGUUUUUAUAGAUCCAAUUAUAAGGAUGUUUCCACUGGUGAUGAUAAAUGGAUGUUAUCUACUCAAUUUGAAGCCACUGACGCUAGAAGAGCAUUCCCAUGUUUUGAUGAACCAAAUUUAAAGGCUCAUUUCGAAGUUCACAUCACUGCUGAAAGUGAAUUGACUGUCUUGUCUAACAUGCCUGAAAAGGAAGAACUAGACGAAGGUUCAAUGAAGACCCAUAUAUUUUACACUUCUCCAUUGAUGUCUACUUAUUUGGUUGCCUGGGCUAUUGGUGAAUUCGAAUAUAUUGAAUCUAAGACAGAUAAAGAAAUUUAUCCAACUUUACAAGGUUAUAGUAUCGAAGAUGGUUCUUCCCAAGUCAAAGGAAGUUUGCCAAUUAGAUUAUACACUGCAAAGGGUAAAUCUCAACAAGGUCAAUUCGCCAUGGAUGUUGCUAAGAAAGUAGUUGAUCUAUUCUCUGAAUUGUUCGAAAUUCCUUACCCAUUGCCAAAAUUGGAUUUGAUUUGUGUUGAAUCUUAUUCUCACAAUGCUAUGGAAAACUUUUCCUUGAUCACAUUCAGACCUUCUGCUUUGUUAUAUGAUGGUGAUAUUGAUUCAAUGUUAACUUCUUCAGCAUCUAAAAAGAUUGCAUAUGUGGUUUCUCAUGAAAUUGCUCAUCAAUGGUUUGGUAACUUAGUUACCAUGAACUGGUGGGAUGAAUUAUGGUUAAACGAAGGUUUUGCUACCUGGGUUGGCUAUUACGCGGUUAAUCAUUUGUUCCCAGACUGGAAUGUCCCAUCAAUGAUCAUGUUGAACUCCCGUGAAGUUGCUCUUGGCUUGGACUCCUUACAUGAAUCACACCCUGUUAAGGUCAAUGUUCAUGAUCCUAAAGAUAUUGAUCAAGUAUUUGAUACCAUCUCUUACUUGAAAGGUUGCUCUGUCCUUGAAAUGAUUAGUGGUUACCUAGGUGAAGUAAACUUUUUGAGAGGUGUUGCUAUUUAUUUGAAACGUAACAAAUUUGGAAAUGCUACUAUGGAAGACUUAUUCUCUUGUAUUAGUGAAGUCGCAGACAUUGAAAUGCUAUCUCGUGUUAAACCAUGGAUUUUAGAUAUUGGUUUUCCAAAGCUAUCUGUUGAGAAAUCUAGCAAGGACAGCAAUCUAUUAAGAAUUACCCAAAAUAGAUACGUCAAUUCAACAUCUGAUCUAGAAAAAUCCUCAGACAAAAAGACUAACUGGUGGAUACCAUUGAUGAUGACAAAGGGAAAUGUAACCGAAGGUAGAUUGGAAUUUGAUUCAGAAGAGAUUGAUAUUGGUUAUGAAGAAUCUUUGACAUUUUUCAACACUGAUGGUUACGGUUUCUACAGAGUCAAAUAUGAAUCAUCUGAAUUACUAGAUAAAAUUUACGAAAAUUUAGAAAAUUUAUCAUCUAGAUCAUUAAUGGCUUUGAUAUCAGAUGUUGCUACUUGUGGUACUUUACGUCAAUUUUUGGAUUUGUCAUUGGCAAUUUCAAAAUUAAAAUCAUUAAAUGAUUAUUAUGUCUGGAAAUUAAUUAUUCAAUACCUAGAAACAAUGAGAAUUGUUGUCUUUAACAGCUGUGAUGCUUCUUUGAUUACUAAGUUUGAUAAAUUCAUUUGUUCAUUAUUUGAGCCAAUCAUGGAACUAGCUAUAAGUUAUCUUCAAAACCCAACUGAAUUAUUAAACAACAAGGAUGAUGAAUUCCGUUACGCAAAAGCUGAAUUAUACGAUGCGGUCCUAGAACUGACAGGUAUGUUGGGACAAAGUGACGUUGUUAAGGCUGCAAUGGAUCUAUUUGAAAAGAAUUCUAUUAAUGAUUCCAACAGAUCCAUUGUCUUUAGCACAGUUCUAUCUCAAAAGAAUACUAAAUUGGCAACCUUUGAAAAAAUUGCCGCUUUAGUAGCAGGUGCUGAUUUAGCUGAAUUAGAAACAAUCUUGUCAUGUUUGGGUUGUGUUAGAAAUGAAGAAUUAUUUACACCAUGUUUGGACUUACUUUUCAAGAUUGAACCAAUGAAUGUUCAAUAUUUGGCCACCUCAUUUGGUAAGAACCCAUAUAUUCAAAGCUCAAUUCUAAAAUAUGUUGAAUCUAAGAAAACUGAACUUUUCCAAAGAUUGCAAAUCAAUGCUAUCGUGAUGUGUAGAUUUGUCAGUUUCACAUUUUGCAACUUUUCUGAAGCUUCCUAUUUGAAUUCAUUAAAUGCCAUUUUUAAAGGUGAAGAUAUUUCUUUAUAUGACAGAAACUUGAAGCAAACAAUGGAACACGUCGAAUUGAAUAUUUCCCACUCCAAGGAAUGGAUUCCACAACUAACAGAAUAUUUUAUGUAA